UUUUUUUUUUUUUUUUUUUUUUUGGUUCUUUUUUUCGGAGCUGGGGACCGAACCCAGGGCCUUGUGCUUCCUAGGUAAGCGCUCUACCACUGAGCUAAAUCCUCAGCCCCCCUUUUUUUUUUUUUUUUUUUUAAGAUUUAUUUAUUAUCUUUAAGUACACUGUAUUAUCAGACACACCAGAAGAGGGCAUCAGAUCUCAUUACAGAUGGUUGUGAGCCACCGUGUGGUUGCUGGGAUUUGAACUCAUGUCCUCUGGAAGAGCAGUCAGUGCUCUUAACCGCUGAGCCCUCUCUCCAACCCUCCAGGCUGGUCUUAAAUUCAGGAUGACCCUUGGACUUGUGAUACUUCUGUCUCUAAGAUUUUAUUUUAUUGUAUAUGAGUAUACUGUAGCUGCCUUCAGACACACCAGAAGAGGGCAUCAGAUCUCAUUACAGAUGGUUGUGAGCCACCAUGUGGUUGCUGGGAUUUGAACUCAGGACCUCAGGAAGAGCAGUCGGUGCUCUUAACCACUGAGCCAUCUCUCCAGCCCCCGAUACUUCUGUCUCUAACUCCUUAAUGCUUGUGCUGCUGUACUUGAUUAAUGAGUGUUGGGGACUGAACCCAGGGCUUCUUGGCAUUCUAUGCAUACACUCUACUUGGAUUUUUAGCAAUUCCUUUGGUUGGAAUUGCUAAAAUUGGCUCUUAGGUAGAGCCAGGAUGAGGAUGGAGGUGGAUGGUUUUGAAUGUCAUCUGAGAGGUGGCAGUGCAGAAUGAGAUUUGGUUUCCAGUCCCAUUAGCUGGGAAGACAGGGAGAUGUUAUUCUUACCAUCUCAUCCAUCCCAAUCUCUGCUCCAUCCAGGGCUCCUGGCAUAGGCCUGUUAGGCACACAGACCCAUGUGAGCUGUUUUUGUUUCUUUAGAAGGAGAUUCCAGGCCAAUUGCCAGGCUUCUCGCACUCUUGUAGCUAUGGCAACCACACAUUAUACAUUCUCAAGCCUCCAAUGCUCCUUUGCACAGGCUCCCCACGUUAUAUUUGAUGUUCCUAGACUGGAAGAUAAGGCUGCACAGGCCAUGGCCACCUCCAAGAGAGUCUGAGACCAUUGUCUAAGGCGGAAACAAGGAAUCUGCAUUUGAUUGGAGGGAGACUGAUGGCUGCUGCCCUUCCAUGAUCACGUUCCCUGUAGUGUAAAGCUGCGGUUGCCAGUUAACUGCCUCCUUUGUGGGCCGUGGAGGCCAGCUCCAAACCACCUGCUGAGGAUCCUGCUUAACACACCUCCCUCCCAGAGCUGUCCUCUUCAAGUCCUGCUUUCCGGUGACCUUAAAACAGAACACCUGAGUGCUCUCUGUCUUGGACUCUACCCAGUGGAAUUGGAAAUUGGUUUCCUUUGAGACGGUUUCAGGUCCCAUAGAGUACGGGUUAGCUGACGGCUUCUUCCAUUGUGACUCCCUCUUCACGGUGUCCUGCCCUGUGGGCUUCAGAGCCAUGGCCACGGAGGAGAAGAAACCAGAGACAGAGGCUGCAAGAGCACAGCCCACUCCUUCCUCAUCAGCCACACAGAGCAAGCCUACACCUGUUAAGCCAAACUAUGCCCUGAAGUUCACCCUGGCUGGCCACACAAAAGCUGUGUCCUCUGUGAAGUUCAGCCCCAAUGGGGAGUGGCUGGCAAGUUCCUCUGCUGAUAAACUCAUUAAAAUUUGGGGAGCAUAUGAUGGAAAGUUUGAGAAAACUAUAUCUGGUCACAAACUGGGAAUAUCUGAUGUAGCCUGGUCAUCAGAUUCUAACCUCCUUGUGUCUGCCUCUGAUGAUAAAACUUUGAAGAUUUGGGACGUGAGUUCCGGAAAGUGUCUGAAGACCCUAAAGGGCCACAGUAACUAUGUCUUCUGCUGCAACUUCAACCCCCAGUCCAACCUCAUCGUCUCAGGGUCUUUUGAUGAAAGUGUGAGGAUAUGGGAUGUGAAGACAGGGAAGUGCCUCAAGACUUUGCCUGCCCAUUCGGAUCCAGUCUCAGCCGUUCAUUUCAAUCGUGAUGGAUCCUUGAUCGUUUCCAGUAGCUAUGAUGGCCUCUGCCGAAUCUGGGACACUGCCUCUGGCCAAUGUCUGAAGACGCUCAUUGAUGACGACAAUCCUCCGGUGUCCUUCGUGAAGUUCUCUCCAAAUGGCAAGUACAUCCUGGCUGCAACUUUGGACAACACACUGAAGCUCUGGGACUACAGCAAAGGGAAGUGCCUGAAGACAUACACCGGCCACAAGAAUGAGAAGUACUGCAUAUUUGCCAACUUCUCCGUGACAGGUGGGAAGUGGAUCGUGUCUGGCUCUGAAGAUAACCUGGUAUAUAUCUGGAAUCUGCAGACCAAGGAGAUCGUACAGAAGUUGCAGGGUCAUACAGAUGUCGUGAUCUCCACGGCCUGUCACCCAACAGAGAACAUCAUUGCCUCAGCAGCGUUAGAGAAUGACAAAACAAUCAAACUGUGGAAGAGUGACUGCUAAGCCCUGGCUCCAUGGGAGACUUCAGGAAGCCACCCAGAUUGGCAAGAAACACAUGUGGGGCAGAGGCGUGGGGCCAGGUUGGGUUGACAGGCUUGGUGCACCUCCUCUCUGAAGAUGUCGGGCCAGGGGCGUGCAUAUAUACCACCGAGUCUUGAUAGCCACUGUGAUAUUUCUUGCCAAUUCUGUCUCUGCCUGGGGAAGUUCCUGGUCUGUUCUGUGUGCUCAGAGGCAACAAAUUUUUUAAUUUUUUAUUACAAGAGUGAGUCCAACUCCUCAUGGGUUGUUUUUCUCUGUAAUUGUUGUUUUGGUAUUGUAUUGCCCAGUGCACACACUGGAACAGGACCUACAGCCCUACUCCCAUUCCCUGCCUCCAGCCUUGGCCUGCUUGUUCAAGUUCCCUACCUGUAAUAGUACCCAGUGUGCUUCCAUGAGUUUCUGGAAACACAGAAAGGUUGUAAGUUGUAUCUGUGUCAAGUCCCUUUGUUUUUUUGGAGUUCAUAGGUCAACACUGACCUCUCAGUGGUUGCAGUGUCCCCUUGUCUCACUGGUAUCACUCAGUAAAGCCACACACUGUAAUAAAAGGUGGGUAUGGACUGGGUGUGGCCCUGAGUUCUGACAGAGCUCUUCACAUCUGGGCUUUAGAACAUACCCCCUCCCUGCAGGAGUUGGAAAAGUCUCUGGGAGGUGGGUUCUGCUGGGCCUCCUCUUCCCAGUGGCUGUGUUGGCACUAAGUGUUUCGAGAGGAAGAACCUCAGUUGAGAGAGUGGAAGGAAGGAAGUCUUGGAAAGGCACCAUGUAGUGAGGUUCUGGACCCUCUUUAUCUCUGAAUGAGGCUCAGGGUCACCUGUGCAGGAGGGAGAAGUUCAAUUUGGUGCUUGCCUCAGCAGAUACAGCCUCCUGCCUUGGCCUCUGAAUCCACCAAACCUCUCUUAGCCCUUGCUCCAAAUGGAUCCUCAGGUGACCAGGCUAGAAAGAGAUAAUGGCCAAGCUAGAACUGCACAGCAUUUUCACAACUGCUUCUGGCCAAACCCAGGUGGCCUGACACGAAGCAGACUGCAGAGGGUCUGAGUCCAGAUGGGUGGGCAAGGCUGCUGGGCACAGGCACAGGCAGAAAGGAGAUUCUGGGUUUGCUCUGGUUGUGGCAGCUUGCGAGGUCAAUACUGAUACGUAUUGAAGCCAGGUUGCCCUGGUCAGUAGCUGCUCUACUCUGCCUUUGCUGAGACCUGUCCCCAGCUGUGGUCCUCUUGGCCCUUCCUCCGCUCCAUCGUGGCACAAUUAAGAAUCCAAAGGUGUUGGAAAAGGACCCCCACACACAUACAUACCAGUACAUUGUCUCUUCCUUGAGGGAGGUGAUGUGCACAUGGACUGUCACAUUGAAGAAGCCAUUGUAAUAGGGUGGCUUGUCACACUGACGUGGGUUCUGUGGCCCCUGGCAUCUAUGGGUAGAUGUGCCUGGGUUCUGGUCAAUGUUGUGGGCAGGUUGCUGGGGUUUCUGGAGGGGUGGUGAGGUCUUUCCAGCUGUGGCCCGGUGUGCGGCCCCUCCUGAGGGAGGGAGCUUGCUUGCCAUGUUGAGCGCAGUAUCCCCAAGUAUAGUUUAUUUUUUCUACAGUUGAACUCUGUUGUAGAUUUAUGUAAAAAUACAUUCUCUUUUUAAAAAUAAAGAUUUUCAUGUCUUGUAA
Rattus norvegicus (Norway rat) is the source of this 4145-nucleotide messenger RNA. The record is from RefSeq and is a predicted model, not a curated record. NCBI's taxonomy places the organism in Eukaryota, Metazoa, Chordata, Mammalia, Rodentia, Muridae.